AUGCCGCGGAAGCAACAGUUCAUCAUUCAUUGUGUAUCCUUUCAAGAGGGUGGUGUUGAUACGUGCCAACCUUGGACUCCGCCAAAGAUCACCGAGGGUGCUGCCAAAGGUGAUCAAAACCUAAGUGAGGCUAACGAGCAGCAUGGCUUAGCGACUACAAAAUGCGUUAAAAUACUUGGGGAGGUUAUCCUCACGAGUGGUGAUUCUAAGGCGCACAAGGACAGGCUAUCUAGCGGAGGUGUGUUUAAGCUAAGGGAGACCACCCUUCGCCUUCGGUCUUCCAUCUUUGCCCUUCGGCCUCCGGUCUUCAGUCUUCACUCUUCCUUCUUCCUGUUUCACUCUUCCCGUCUGCUCUCUUGUUGUCUUCCUUCGACCACGACAACCAGACCAAACCUGAGGCUGAGGGCACUUGCUGUCUUGCUGAGUUGUUGUCUUCCAACUGCUCUCUCUCUUCCAUUGUUGCUGCCUUCUCUCGCCGCCACCGGCCCACCACUGCUGCCUUCUCUCGCUGCCGCUGCUGCUGUUGCUGCCUUCACGCCAGAAAUCACUGCUGCAGCUGCCUCAGUAGCAUCGGUUGCCCCUCUCGCUCUUGCUGUAGCAUCGGUUGCCCCUUUUGAUGCUCUCAUGUUCUGGUUAAGCUUGACUUUCGGCCAGACUUAGCUAUAUAUUAGCAGCAAUCAAGUAGCAAUCGAGCCGGUGCGUUCUGUUGGGGUUUUCGUGAUCAUGGCAGCUGGGUACGGGAAGUGCUUUGGAGAAACUGUGUGGACAGGCCUUUGGAGCUGGGAGGUUGAGGAUGCUGGGGAUUUACAAGCAAAGCCAGAGGUCAUGGGUUAUUUUCUGUUCUGCACAGCCUUGAUCUUGACUCCUGUUUACGUCUUCUCAAACUAUAUUCUAAAGCUUGCUCAAAUUGUUGCUGCUAUUAUCCAAUUUCCUCUUGGAGAUGAUGCUCUGCUCAGAUCUGAACUCGAAUCUGCUCGUCUGUUUUUCCAUCUAAGGACAUAUGUAGCUACUGAAGUUGUUCCCUUUUUUUGAAAUGGAAC
Molecule: messenger RNA, 1040 nt
Organism: Nymphaea colorata (pocket water lily)
Lineage: Eukaryota; Viridiplantae; Streptophyta; Magnoliopsida; Nymphaeales; Nymphaeaceae
Exons: 5
Coding region: 1-660 (219 amino acids)
Source: RefSeq, a predicted model, not a curated record